AACACUGUCUGUUUUUCAAAAUCCGUCACAAAAUCUAUGAGCACGUUCAAACAAGUGUCAAUCAUUUGGAAAUGUCAUUUUACCGCACUGGUUUUGUUGGGAAAAACUAAUAUUUAUUGUUAUAAAACACUUGUGGUUAGUGUAAUCGGUGAGAAAAUGGGUUGUUUCUUUUCCAAAUCGUAUGAUGAGGAUGACAUGGCAUAUGACAUGACGCCCAUUCGAGACCUGCCAGUUAUAUUUGUGAACGGUGUGCCGGGCGCUGGCAACCAAACGGUGGCGCAGACCAUCUCCAACAUCACUGGCUACACCAUGAUCAGGCCAGGGGAGCUUGUGAGAGAGGAGGCACUGAAGGAUACCCCCAGAGGGCGUCUAAUUUCUGAUAAACUACAGGCCCAAGACGAUAUUCCAGAACAACUGACCGUAGAUCUAAUAAAGGAAGCUAUGCUGUUGCAGCAGGAAGCGACAGGGUUCAUUUUGGUUGGGUUCCCGAAGAACCCUCGUAUGUCUAAUAUGUUUAACAGACAGGUGAAAUGGCCUGAAAAAGUCGUCGCCCUCGAAGUUGAUAAUGAGGUAGCAGCGACGCGGUUGCAGAACAAACUGUCCGAACUUGGAAGGCCAGAGUCGGAGAUCAACGCAGCGCGUCAGAUAGUGAGGGAGGCGGCGCACAAAGUCAAAAACAUUCACAAACGAUUCGGUGGACAUGUUGUGACGUUGGAUAGCACAGGCAAUCCUAAGGCGUUAGCAUCGACCCUCAAGGAGAUACUGUCAGACACGAUAGAGAAAGGUCUGAAGCGGGCUGACUCCGCGGAAUCCAAGCCAAUGUCAGCGGCCUCCGCCCCAGUAGUCGCUCUAGCAGCGAACCCAGCACCCACAUGCCCCGUAUCAGCUACGGAAGAGCCCAAAACAGAAAUCGUCGUCGACGACAAGUGAUUUUUAGCGUAAUUUGUUUUUUAAUUUUUGAUAGUAAAUGUUACUUGUUUUCGCAUAUUUUAAAUAUAAUAUUAUAUCUGUAAA
Manduca sexta (tobacco hornworm) is the source of this 1014-nucleotide messenger RNA. RefSeq names its product adenylate kinase isoenzyme 5. Gene Ontology annotation, molecular function: AMP kinase activity; ATP binding. Gene Ontology annotation, biological process: nucleobase-containing compound metabolic process. The transcript is spliced from 5 exons. Lineage: Eukaryota; Metazoa; Arthropoda; Insecta; Lepidoptera; Sphingidae. Gene Ontology annotation, cellular component: cytoplasm; mitochondrion. The coding region runs from base 37 to 930 and encodes 297 amino acids. The record is from RefSeq and is a predicted model, not a curated record.